This is a messenger RNA of Vicia villosa (hairy vetch), 1892 nucleotides long. RefSeq names its product ubiquitin-like protein ATG12. The record is from RefSeq and is a predicted model, not a curated record. Lineage: Eukaryota; Viridiplantae; Streptophyta; Magnoliopsida; Fabales; Fabaceae. The transcript is spliced from 5 exons. The coding region runs from base 83 to 367 and encodes 94 amino acids. Gene Ontology annotation, biological process: nucleophagy; autophagy of mitochondrion; autophagosome assembly. Gene Ontology annotation, cellular component: phagophore assembly site membrane; Atg12-Atg5-Atg16 complex; cytoplasm.
UUUUAAAUAACUAAAAAGGAUCAACACCAGAGAGAAGAAAAAAGGGUUUGAAAAUUCUUCAGUAUUCUCAGAACUUACAACCAUGGCUGCUGAAUCUCCUACUUCUGUUCGUAAAGUGGUUGUUCACCUCAGAGCCACCGGUGAUGCUCCUAUUCUCAAACAAUCCAAAUUCAAGAUCGCUGGAACUGAUAAAUUUGCCAAAGUGAUAGAGUUUCUUCGCAGACAGCUCCACAGGGAGACAUUGUUUGUAUAUGUCAACAGUGCUUUUUCACCAAACCCUGAUGAACUGGUUGUUGAUUUGUAUAAUAAUUUUGGUUUUGAUGGAAAACUGGUUGUCAACUACGCAUGUUCUAUGGCAUGGGGCUAACACUAAAUGACGGUUGCUGAUUGAUAUUGAUAUACUUGCUCUACACAUUUCAAAUUGUGAAUACAUCAAACUCAAGACUUCAAUUGCAUACAACCAAACUACACUAUUUCUCGUGAACUUGAAGGUUCCUCCGGCAAGAUAGAAACGGAACAAAAACUGACACGGUACUCUUGUUAAUUUUCUGGUUUGAGAUACCUUUUAGGAGUGUAUUUACAUAUUGGAAUCACCCUUUUAAUUUUAUUCAUUCAUGUCAAUAUAGUUAUGUUAUGGAUGAUGAUAGCGUAUGGACUCAUAUGCUUGUUGAAAUGAUAAUCUUUAUAAAUCUUUAGCCAAUAAUUUUAUUGAAUUUAAACCCUGAAGAAGUCAACCAUAGUUUAAUAAUUUAACACUGCAAUAUCAAACAAGUGUCAUUAGUAAGACCUUUGCAAUUUGUCUCCAUGCAUGAAUGAACAAUGGUCACUGAAAAGCAUGUGAUUCAUUGAUUGAAUUCACUGCGAAGCGCGUGACGAAAGUAACUCACAUUGGCCUGAAUUGAAGCAACUCAGUCAAGUGAUGACUUAUUUGGUUUGAUAUUCAAAGUCUGCUAUCUGCAUGGGCUUCAAUGCAAUGAUGCAGCAAACAGAUAAGUUUAUGAAUAGCAUCCAACAUAAAAACAAACGAUAACGCCGAUUCGGAGUUUUCUAAGUUUCCUUCCUAAUUUACCACAACUUCCCUCCCAAUGAAAUCAAUAUUAGUAUUUUCUUAUGGAAUUAUCUGUGUUUGUGUGUAUACAUGUUGCAGAGUUUUAGUCCAACCAUAAUGUUGCAUAUUUUUGGAUAUUUGAUGAGUAUGAUGAAUCCAAAAAAUGAACUAAAAUUAUGGAAAUGUAGAGAUAAAGGACAAGUUGAAAAGAAGUGAUGUUGUUGGUUAUCUAGUUGCACUGUUCACACUUCACAGUGGAUCUGGACCAAUUGCCAUCACUGCAAUCACCACUGACCUAUAACCAUCCAUGCAAUGCAGUUGCAAGUGGUAACCAGUUCUACCUAUUGGUUCCAUUCGGUCCAAUUGAAACCAAUCACACAUUUAUUUGAGUCAAAUUAUUUGUCCAAUUCUUAAGUGAAAGAUAAGUCUUGAUAUAGAUAGGAAUAAAUAUGUAUAAAUUUUUUGCAUGCAAACGUUAUUACACCUCUUAAAUCACCAUGCUUUCAAGUUCAAACAUUUUUCUUUUCUCUUUUUAUAAUACAAAUUAUUUCAUUUUAUUUAUAGCAGAACUACACCGCCUUAAGAAGUCAAGAUAUGAAUUGUUUGAAUUAAAAGACAAAAUCAAUUCAAUAUCGUGAUAAAUAAGUUUAAGCACAACAACUGCGUAGGUAUUUUCAGGUUGAGGGUUUUAAAAGCCAAAAUAUAUUUUUUAAAUAAAGAUAAAUUAUUUAAUAAAAAAAAAAAGAGACAUAAAAUCUAACUCAUCAAAUUAAAUAUUUAAAUUAAAUAAUUAAUAAAAAUGCUACUUGAAUAUUUCGCCCAAAAAUAAUUUUAAUGUAUUUAG